UUGAGAUAGUCUUUCUGGGAUAGCAGUGGAAAUUUAAUGGUAGCCAAAAUAGCAAUCUCGGAAUUCCAGAUUAGAUUUUGGGGUAGGGGAUGCUCAUAAAAUCACUGUUAUCCACACUUAAGUUCUGCUUUAACCAAAGAUGUAUUGAUUUCGGGAAGCACUCACAAUUGCAAACACAGACAAAUUGUUUCUUCAAUUUCAAAAUUGGCCGCAAAAUUAGAAGAAUUCGGACAAAUAUGGAUGAAGAUAAAGAGAAAAACGAAGUGAUUUCCAACAUACGAGCCUGUCUUAUUUCUGUAAAAGGCAGAGUAUCCUUGCGACAACUCGAAACUGAUUACAGGGUGAUAUGUGGGCAAAGGAUUCCAUAUUCUCGUUUAGGCUUCAGAACCAUCCAGGAUUUCAUUUCCUCAAUACCAUCCUUGAUGCUGACAAAAUCUUCUACAGGGGAAUAUUUUGUUGAUGCACAAGCUUCUGAGAAAUCUAUACAUAUAACAGACAUGGUCAGUAAACAGAAGAACGCGAAAAAGAAACCAAUAUCAAGACCCACACUCAAACCCUACCGAAUGCAUAGUAAUAUAACUCGGCCAAUGUAUAGUAAUUUAACUCGGCCAAUGCAUAGUAAUAUAUCGCCGCCAAAGAAUUGGAAUAGUUUAACAGCUAAAUACAAGCCGAAAAAAUAUAAUGAUUCAGAAAGAACAGCUGCAUUGUCUCACAAUCAGUUCAUCAACAGAAGUCCCAUAAAGACAAAAAUUAACACCUCUAAGCCUAAACCCUCGAUCACUGAACAGACUGAAUACAAGAAACCCAUUGAUCCUAUUGAUCCUCCCAAAAAGAUACCUCCUUCAAAAAUAUCUGAACCUGUUAGUGGUAUACUGCUGACCACUCCCUUCAGAAUAAAUUAUAGAACCCCCAGUUUAUCUGCAAAACUCCCAAACUCCCAUGACUAUAACACAGUCGGUAAAAUGAGAUCAUCAAAUGUGGAAGAUCACAAGAGCCCAGUUGAUCUAGCAACCUUUUCGGCUUCUUUGAUGGAAAAUUCCAGGUCUAUGGUGGAAUCUUCCAAGACUACGGUGGAAUCUUCCACUUCUUUGGUGAAAACGUCCAGGAAAAGGUUGUGUAAAAUGAUGUCCGAAACAUCCCUGGAUAGAGAUAGUGGUAACAGCAGUCCUACCAAUGAUGUCAGGGUACCUGUCGAUGAUCUGUUGACAGGAAAUGCAAUAGACGAUUUAAAGACCAUUGUUGAUCUAUAUAAACUAGGAAAAAUUGAUGUUAACCAUACAGUUAUGCAAUCUAAGAAGAAAUAUGCCAAGGCUCUCUAUAACUGUACAAUAACUGUUGAUGGUCAAACGUAUCUUAGUUAUCCGGAAGAAUUUCACGAUGCUAAUUCUGCACAAGUUUAUUGUGCCCAGAAAGCACUAGAUGAACUGUUACCAAAAUGUGCCAGAAAAAGAAAGUUAUUGUUAGCUACUAGCAAGGAUAUAAAAGAGAGAAUUCCACCAAUGUUGCAAAUGCAUGCUCAGGGUAUAUGGAGUUCAAGAAUAGAAGAAGACUAUGCAGAUUUAUAUUUAGAGCAACUUCCUACAAAUUGGUUGGAAAUUAUUGAUUCUUGUGAAUGUGUUGCUGUGGAAAGAAUUCAAGAUGAUAGAUAUGUUUUGAGAUUUUGCAAGCCAGGGAUGGCUUUACAGAAGGGAGAAAAGUUUGGUUCUAUUUUACCACCGGAUGUGUCUAUACCCUCAACUACAGUAGAUUUUGGUGAGGACAACAGAUUAUUAGCAGUGAUAACUUGCAUUAUGUCCCUCAAUGAGAUAUGGUGUCAGCAGUUGGACAAUUCUCAAUUCGAUACCCAUAAUGAGGUCAUUACAAAGAUGGAAAAUUACUACAGUGAAGAAGGUGAGAAACUCAGAGCGAAGGAUGUACAGAUAGGUUCAUUUUACGUUGCUCUGUACGAGUGCAAUUGGUAUCGUGUGAGGGCAUUGGAGGUGAAGGAAGAUUGCGUGAACUGUUUCCUGAUCGACUACGGUGAUGAAUAUCUUAUACAAAAGGACAUGAUUUGUGAUAUUAAAAGGGAAUUCGCAAUAUCACCCGCUCAGGCAUUCGUUUGCCGGUUAGCGGGAUUAGAGGACUUAUACGACGCCAAUGUGCAGUUAGAAAAGUUGGUUUCUUAUAUUGGUAAAGAAGUUAUUUUGACUGAACAGUCUGCAUCAGAUGUCACAGAAGCAGAUCAAACUGUAGCUGUGGAUAUGUAUGACUUGAAUGAUGGUGUAUGUAUUAACAAACAACUUCUUAAGUUUUUGACAAUUGAAAUUGCUACACCUAUAAUCAGACAAAACACAAUAGAGACUGUAUAUAUAUCCCAUGUGUCUGACAAUGGGAUUGUAUACAUACAAAUACACUCCAAAGGCUUCACAAGUCUACAAUGCCUUAUGCAACAUAUAGAGGUGGCCAUAAACCAUGUUUCAUCAAGUGAUUAUAUAGAGCGCAUAAACCGAUUCAAUUGGGAACUCAAUAAGGAUAAGAUUUAUCUUUCCAAAGACCAAGGGCAUUGGUUUAGAAGCAAAAUUCUUGAUAUGUCCCCAGACGGAGAACAUGCUCAAGUUUAUUUUAUUGACAGAGGCAACUUCAACGUCGUCAAGGUAGCAGAAGAAGUUUUCUACCGUUUGGAAGACAUCAGUGAAGUACUCUAUCAGUUUCCUCCUCAAGCGGUUAUGGUAAAAAUGGCCCUAGAAGCCUUUCCUAAGAACUUUGCUCAUCUAGCUGCUGCAUUGUUAAAAGAAGGCUCUUCUGUUCUAUUGAAAGUUAUAGGCACAGAUGAGAAUGGUAUACCUAUUGGAGAAUUCUAUAGAAGAUCAAAUGAGGAAGGUUUGCUGUGCAUCAAUAAAUCCAUUGCUAUGGAAAUGGAAAUAAGCUCAAGAAAUGAAAGUAAUCCAUUGAAAGGUACAAAGAGCAAAUUGGAUAAAUUGACUCAGAAUGUCCAGAAAGAAAAAGUGCCAUCUAGCGGCUCAUUGAUGAGCCCCAAACUUCCAGAGAUGGGAGCUUAUUUUGGAGUCAAUAUACCUUUCACAGUGAAUCCUUGGAAUUAUUUUGUUCAGCCAUAUAAUUCCAAAGAUCAACUGGACAGUAUGAUGGUUGCACUUCAGGAGAGAUACAAGAACACAACAUGCAGUUCUACCCAGGCAAAAAAUAUAGUACCAGGUCAGAUAUUUGCAGCCAAGCACACUGAUGGUAUUUGGUAUAGGACAAGCGUGUUGAAAGUUAUACAUUCUGGAUCUAUAUCCGUGUUUUACUGUGAUUUUGGCUAUUACUCAAACUUGUCUGUUAGCCAACUGAUACCUCUUGACGCAGAAUUCACAAAGUUGCCAUUCCAAGCACUAAAGGCCAAGUUAUCAGGCAUUAAACCAAAGAAGAAUAAGUGGUCUAUGGAAGAUUGCGAGGUCUUUUCAGAACUUGUGAAAGGGAAAGCCUUGAUAUCUGUACUCAUGGACAUUGAAAAAGAUGAACUUUAUGAGUCAGAUCCAGUACUGAAACUUACCCUCAUAGAUACUACAACAGAUGAAGAUAUUUUUAUUGAUCAAGAACUGAUAAGAAGGAAUAUAGCAAUAAAGGCUGACUGAAAAGGAUAUUUUCACUUAUGAUAUUUUGUUUGUUGUUAUCAUAUAACUUUAUUGUAGAUAUGUUUUAUUAUAGUUUGAUGAGAUCAGAUUUAUUUGCUAUUUGAUUGAUCAAAAUAUCAAACAAAUCAUUCACUGUAGAGUAAACAUAUAUUUAUAUAAAUAACAAUGUUGAAUAUUCUUGUUAGAAAAAUUAUUUGUUUCAAAUAGAAAUGUUUAAUGUUGAUUUAGACUUUAAUAAUUUGUUAUUGUUCACAAGAAUGUUUUUCUUUCAGUUUUGGACUUAUUUGUUUUGUUUGUAUCAAGUGAUAAUUUUCUAUUGUUUUGUAAUAAACUUUUGAAAUUUCA
Molecule: messenger RNA, 3956 nt
Organism: Harmonia axyridis
Lineage: Eukaryota; Metazoa; Arthropoda; Insecta; Coleoptera; Coccinellidae
Gene: tapas
Product: tudor domain-containing protein 7
Exons: 19
Coding region: 90-3611 (1173 amino acids)
Biological process (GO): spermatogenesis
Source: RefSeq, a predicted model, not a curated record